This is a messenger RNA of Saimiri boliviensis boliviensis (Bolivian squirrel monkey), 1282 nucleotides long. RefSeq names its product coiled-coil domain containing 122 (gene CCDC122). The record is from RefSeq and is a predicted model, not a curated record. NCBI's taxonomy places the organism in Eukaryota, Metazoa, Chordata, Mammalia, Primates, Cebidae.
AUGUUUUUACUGUUUUGCUGCUGCUGUUGUUCGUUCGUUUCCAGAAACAAGCCAUUGUGUCCGCGCUGGUUCUUUCUUGCGGGUGGGACCCACACCCUUUCGGGCGCCUUCGCUCGUGUUCACAAUACAGCUGUCCUCUAUGGCCCUUUGAGAUAUGUGCCACCAGCAAGACUGGAGAGGAAAAGAAGAGAUUACAGACACAGAGAAUGUCAGACAACAAAGAAAGGAAGAGUCAAGGAGUUUCUAAAGAAGAAUGAACUUCAUGAGCUUGAAAAACAAAUAGCAACUAUCUCUACAGAAACUAAAGAAACAGAAAGACAAAUUUAUCAACAAGAUGCUGCCAUAGAGAAUACCAAACUUCAUUGUGAUAGCCUGGAAACUCAAAUCAAAUCCUUACAUUCAGAAAAUGUAAAGCUUAAAUUUGACAUAGAAACAGCCCAAGAAGAUUUUGAGGAACACAUGAUAAAAUAUAAUGCAUAUUAUGCAAAAAUAAAAACACAUAAAAAUAGUUUGGGAGAGGUAGAAAGCAAAUGGCCAUUUAUGACUGAACUCUAUGAAAAACGAAAUUUUGUUAAAAAAUUAAAGACAAUGAAAGAAGAACUUAUGCAAGAUCUUCAAAAUCCAGGAGGGAACCGAAUAACACAAGUACAGGAAGAUAUUACAAAGUUAAAGGAUAAAAUUAUAACUAUAAAAGAAUCUAUCAUUGUAAAAACUUGUUUUCUUGAAGAAGAAAAAAAGACACAUGAAAAAUUAAGAAAAGAAAUAGAGGUACAACAUAAGAGAUAUGAUGCAAUUCUUAAGCGUUUGCAUUGUCAGGUGAACAAGCUUCAGUCAAAUAGACGACAGUGGCAAUGGAACAUUCAACAACUGGAAAAAACUGCAGCUGAAUUAAGAAAAUGUAUUGGAACACAGGAACAAUAUUGCCAUAGGGCAGUAUGGAACACAGACGAUGACAACAAAAAUUAUGGGACAGAACAUUGAGAAAAUCUUUUGGAUUCCUAAUAACAAGCAUCCACUAUCAGUGGCCUGUCUUAAUGACAGAUGUCUUUGGUUGUUGUUGUUAUUGUCUUUUAAAUCAGUCAUCCAUUUGUUAAAAUGCCUUCUAACCCUACACUUGAUAGCAGUUGACAGACAAUAGGAAUGCCUAGAGGAGAAUAGUGCAAGAGUGUCUAUGACUAUUUUGAGUGUGUAAAAUGUAAAAAUGUAAAAAUACUCAUGAAUAUCUGUUUAUAACUAUGUUGCAUUCACUACCCUAUGAAGUAAAAAUUUAGAAGGGAAAAAA